Molecule: messenger RNA, 933 nt
Organism: Candida tropicalis MYA-3404
Lineage: Eukaryota; Fungi; Ascomycota; Pichiomycetes; Serinales; Debaryomycetaceae
Product: aldo-keto reductase superfamily protein
Exons: 1
Coding region: 1-933 (310 amino acids)
Molecular function (GO): oxidoreductase activity, acting on NAD(P)H as acceptor
Source: RefSeq, a predicted model, not a curated record
AUGACAACAGCUUCCCAUCCAGUUAAAUUAACCAAACAAUUCAAGACUAAAUCAGGUUCUGACGUAUCAAUUGCCACCGGUACCGGGACCAAAUGGAAAAAAGAUGCAAAAGACGACGAUAUCAAUCAAGAAUUAGUUGAUCAAAUCUUAUUAGCACUUAAAUUAGGAUUUAGACAUAUCGAUACUGCUGAGGUUUACAACACUCAGGCCGAAGUUGGUGAAGCAGUUAAACAACUGGGUAUUCCAAGAGAGGAACUUUGGAUAACUACUAAAUAUAAUCCAGGGUGGAGAACUAUAUCAGCAUCCAGUGCCAGUCCAAGCGCUUCAAUUGAUAAGGCAUUGAAACAAUUGGAUACUGACUACAUUGACUUGUAUUUAAUUCAUCAACCAUUUUUCACUGAAGAGAGUACCCAUGGAUAUACUUUAGAAGAUGUUUGGAAUGUCUUGAUUGAUUAUAAGAAACAAGGUAAGAUUAGAGAAAUUGGUGUUUCUAAUUUCGCCCAAGAACAUAUUGAAAGAUUGAAAAAGAUCCUGGAACCAGAAUUCUAUCCAGUUGUCAAUCAAAUUGAAAGCCACCCAUUCCUUCAAGAUCAAUCUAAGGGGAUCACUGAAUAUUCCCAAGCGAAUGGUAUUUUGGUAGAGGCAUUCUCCCCAUUGACUCCUGUUUCCAGAGUCGAAAAGAAUGCAUUAACUGGAUAUUUGGAUGAGUUAUCUAAGAAAUAUAACAAAACCGGUGGACAAAUCUUACUUAGAUGGACAUUGCAAAGAGGUAUUUUGCCAAUUACUACUUCUGCAAAAGAAGAUAGAAUUAAAGAAGCAUUGGAUGUAUUUGAUUUUGAAUUGACCCAGGAAGAGUUUGAUAAAAUUGCUGAAAUUGGUAAAGAAAACCCACAUCGUGUUUUCUUCCACGACGAAUUCAAGGAUUUGGAAUAG